GAAAAAAAAAAACAAAAACAACAACAACAAAACAAAAUUAAAGCCAUGGAAGUGGGGGUAUUAGAUGAUCUAAUAGAGAGGUUAUUGGAAGGUAGGAAGAGCAAAGGCAAACGUAUUCAGCUCUCCGACUCUGAGAUCCGUCAACUCUGCACUGUGGCCAAGGGUGUCUUUCUCAGCCAACCCAUUCUCUUGGAAUUAGAAGCCCCCAUGAACAUUUGUGGUGACAUACAUGGUCAGUUCUCCGACCUCCUACGACUAUUUGAGUACGGUGGUUUUCCGCCAGAAGCCAACUACUUAUUCCUGGGAGACUACGUAGACAGAGGAAAGCAAAGCAUUGAAACCAUAUGCCUUCUCUUAGCUUAUAAGAUCAAGUUCCCAGAUAACUUCUUCCUUCUCCGAGGAAACCAUGAGUGUGCCUCCAUCAACAGAAUAUAUGGGUUCUACGAUGAAUGCAAGCGCAGGUUCAGCGUCCGACUCUGGAAGAUAUUCACCGAUUGCUUCAACUGUUUGCCCGUGGCGGCAGUCGUUGAUGACAAGAUCUUAUGCAUGCAUGGUGGGCUUUCUCCAGAAAUGGAGAGCAUGGAUCAAGUAAGAGCGAUAGAGAGGCCAACUGAUGUGCCUGAUCAAGGUCUCUUGUGUGAUCUUCUUUGGGCUGAUCCCGACAGAGACAUCAAAGGAUGGGGAGAGAACGACAGGGGAGUUUCAUAUACAUUUGGAUCAGACAAGGUGGCUGAGUUCUUGAAGAAGAAUGAUCUUGAUCUCAUAUGUCGCGCUCACCAGGUCGUUGAAGAUGGGUAUGAAUUCUUUGCCGACAGGCAGCUGGUUACCAUAUUCUCGGCUCCAAACUACUGUGGAGAAUUCAACAACGCAGGUGCACUAAUGAAUGUGGAUCCAAGUCUACUCUGCUCUUUUCAGAUUCUCAAACCUGGAAGGGGAAAGGAUGUUCAGCUGGAAUAG
Molecule: messenger RNA, 957 nt
Organism: Nelumbo nucifera (sacred lotus)
Lineage: Eukaryota; Viridiplantae; Streptophyta; Magnoliopsida; Proteales; Nelumbonaceae
Source: RefSeq, a predicted model, not a curated record